AUGGUCAACAGCAACCAGGAUACGGCCAACAGCAACCAGGUUACGGCCAGCCGCAUCCAGGUUACGGCCAGCCGCAUCCAGGUCACGGAGGUCAUCCUCAAGGAGGUUAUACACAAGCAGGCCAUCAACAGCCUCAACCAGGCUACGGUCACCCGCAAGGAGGUCACGGCUCAGGGCAUCAAACAGGAAGAUGGAACACCCAUUCUGCAGGUUGAAGGCAAAAUGAUGUCUAUUUCAGGCCGCAAGAAGGUUUGCGACAUGGCUGGAAAUCACCUCUUCGAUAUCGUAAAGGAGCACCUCCAUAUCCACACCACCUUCGCUAUUGAGGACCCGCAAGGGCAGAAAUUGAUGGAAGUGAAGAAUAGUUUCAAGCUAUUCGGAAGCAGCGCAACGGCAACUUUUACCGAUAAGCAAGGUACACAGCAUGUGCUGAAGAUGAAAGGAUCGAUCUUCGAUACAAGCGCCGAGAUUGUUGACGAGGCGCGCGGUGGCGCCACUGCUGCGCGUAUCAACCGCAAGUUGCUUAGCGGAAAGGACAUCUUCUUCGGACAGCAGACAUAUGCAGUGCAGAUCACAGAAGGGUAUGACCAAGCGCUGAUUGCUGCAAUGUGCAUAUGCCUGGAUGAGAAGAACAACGAGAAAUGA
Didymosphaeria variabile is the source of this 645-nucleotide messenger RNA. RefSeq lists its product as uncharacterized. The record is from RefSeq and is a predicted model, not a curated record. NCBI's taxonomy places the organism in Eukaryota, Fungi, Ascomycota, Dothideomycetes, Pleosporales, Didymosphaeriaceae. Bases 1 to 645 code for a protein of 214 amino acids. The transcript is spliced from 4 exons.